Messenger RNA from Mugil cephalus (flathead mullet), 2671 nucleotides. RefSeq names its product E3 ubiquitin-protein ligase TRIM21-like. NCBI's taxonomy places the organism in Eukaryota, Metazoa, Chordata, Actinopteri, Mugiliformes, Mugilidae. The coding region runs from base 390 to 2240 and encodes 616 amino acids. Gene Ontology annotation, molecular function: protein binding; zinc ion binding. The record is from RefSeq and is a predicted model, not a curated record. The transcript has 13 exons.
AUUAAUGUUUGUUGCAAGUCUUUAUUGUUCUCAUGAAUAACCCUCUUUCCUGCUGAGCACCCGUUGUGUUUAUGUAAAUGCUUGAUGAAUGAGCCGUCUCACACUGAUCCACCGCAGGUGCAGCAGGUGAGCUUGGCCCCGCCCACCUCUCUACCUGUUCGCACCUGCUCAGAACGAAUAAGGUUUCCACCGGUCCGACUAUCCCCCUGCCUCGCCUGCCGCCGUCUCCGUUUAGCUCCGCUUCUGGGUCACAGUUCACAUGUUUCUAAGGUGGAAUGUGGUCUGACCUGGUCCUCGCACGUCGAGUUCACAAAGCAGGUCGUCGGACAUUCGGAACAAAUAUGAAACUUCCUCCCCCGCGUCCCUAGUGAGGCUGCUGCGGUAGGACAAUGGCGGAGGCCCAGGAGCUGUUCUCGGAGCAGGAGUUGACCUGCUCCAUCUGCCUGGACCUGUUCAACGAUCCCGUCUCCACUCCCUGCGGACACAACUUCUGCCAGGCAUGCAUCGGAGGUUACUGGGCGUCCAGCGCGGUCUGCACCUGCCCGCUGUGCAAGCGCCAGUUCGACGAGCGCCCCCAGCUCAGCAUCAACAAAGUCUUCGCGCUGAUCGCCGAUAAAUACAAAGAGGCCCGUUACGGAGCGGCGGGGCUGCCGGUUCCCGCCAGGAACGGGAUGGACACGUCGUCCGCGGCGGGCUUCAGUAGCACCAACCCGUUCCUGAUGGCGCCGCCGGAGGAGCCGGGAGAGGAGGUGGUGUGGUGCGACGUGUGCACGGGCGUGAAAAAGCCGGCCGUCAGCUCCUGCCUCACCUGCACCGCCUCGUACUGCACGGAGCACGUGCAGCCACAUCAAACCACGGCUUUCUACUCCAAACACACACUCAUGGACCCGCAGGAGGCCCUCAAGGGUCGCACAUGCUCCUUACACCACCGCCUGUUGGAGGUUUACUGCCGGACAUGUCAGCGCUGCAUCUGUGCCAUCUGUGUCCUGGAGGAACAUCGGACGCACAAGACCGUCUCCGUCCAAACGGAGAGACUCCACAAACAGAAACUGGUCGCGAGGACGGAGCAGGAGAUCCUGAACCGGAUCAAAGAGAAGGACCUUCGCGUGACCGAGCUGAAGAGGAAACUGGAAGGAGUUCAGAGCUACGGAGACAAGGAGCGAGGCGAGCUGGAGCACCUCCUGGACGAAGUGUCCAGCUCGUUGGACAGGAUCCGGACUCAGGCGGUGGGCAAGAUCCAGAACCAGCUGGACGCCGUGAUGUCAAAGGGGGAGGGGCUGGUGAACCGUCUGGAGACGGAGCUCGAGCAGCUGGUGGACAAGAGGGGCACGCUGGAGGCUCAGGCCAUCAGCCAGGAUCACAUCGCCUUCCUGCAGAGUUACGAGGAGGCCACGGCGCCUCUGGCCGAGGACCCGCAGGACGAGCAGGACAACGACUCGGAGUUCUCCCUCCACUUCCAGCUGGGGGAGCUGAAGGGCAGUCUGUCCGAAGUGAAGGAAAGGCUGGACGAAAUCCGGACGGGGGAUGUCCGCUCCAGGAACUCCAGAGGCUCCUUUUCGUCGGGCGACAUGAUGGCGGCUGAGAGCAUGAUGAGUCUGAGAGCGAGCACGGCCAGUCUGAGGAAGAGCCAGUGGUCUCUGAAAGAUCUGAAGAAAGGUAAACAGGUGUCAGGACACAAGAAGGCUCGAGUCUACAUGGAGGACGUGACGUUGAACCCGGUGACGGCGUAUCCCUUCCUCAUCCUGUCCGAGGACAGGAAGCAGGUGAAGAGAGGAGAGAAGCUGCAGUUCUACAGAAACAGCCAGCAGAGGUUUGACGUCUGGUCCUGCGUCAUCGGCAAGGAGGGGUUCAACACGGGGCGGCACUACUGGGAGGUGUUUGUCGGGGAGAACAAGGACUGGAAGCUGGGUGUGGUCAGCGAGUCGGCCCAGAGGAAAGGCCUGUUCGACAUGAGCCCUCCCAAUGGAUACUACGCCAUCUGGUGGAGCGGCAACCAGCUGAGAGCGCUGACCGCACCGCCUCUGACCAAGGUGAAGAGUCACCACCCGAAGCUGCGACAGGUGGGCGUCUUCCUGGACGUGGACGAGGGUCAGGUGUCCUUCUACAACGUGAAGUCGGGCUCGGAGAUCUACAGCUUCAGCGGAUCCGCCGAGUUCACCGAGAAGAUGUUUCCUCUGCUGGGCACCGGAGACAAGGAGGUGCCCCUGGUCCUCAUGACCACGCAGCACCACCUGGUCUGAGGAGACAGGAGGGACUGACGUACCAACAGAGACUAAUGACACAUGUGGAGACAAAUGGCUUCGUGUUAUUGACACACUCACACACACGACGUCCACGUAAUAAAAUGUUUUUCAUGUUACAACAAGAAUCUCGUUUUCGAUGCCUGUGUUAAAAUACUUGGUUUGUAUUUCUGUGGAGGAUCUACAGAAGCCUGUUUUGACCAGUUUUAAUUUAUCGCUUGUAUUUCAGACGUUCUUAAUCUGCCAAAGUUUUAUUUUGUUUUUGCACAAACAGGCUUCUGUAGUUUUUUUACCAUUCACUUCAGUCAGAGUUGAGUUUUUACUAUGAAUGACUUGAAAUGCAUAACCUAACGACAACUGAUAGUGUAAAUAUUAAGCUAAUAAAGUAACUGUCUUCAAUAAUCUUAAUAAAAUAAUUAAUUUGGUCAAAA